Molecule: messenger RNA, 2581 nt
Organism: Thalassophryne amazonica
Lineage: Eukaryota; Metazoa; Chordata; Actinopteri; Batrachoidiformes; Batrachoididae
Product: cyclic nucleotide-gated cation channel beta-1-like
Exons: 4
Coding region: 950-1867 (305 amino acids)
Source: RefSeq, a predicted model, not a curated record
GCGGCUCUUCUGUGGGGACGCUUGCAGCAGCUAAAGGAAAGAGAGCUGAUGUCCAGGCAGCACAACAGAGAGCUGCUGCUGCAGUUUGACAAAGCCCAGGACUUAAUUGAAGACCUGCUGGUUCGCAACAAUGCCAUGAAAAGGAUUCGGAUAGAGUAUGAGAGGCACAUGGAGGACUGGCAGCAGGCUGCUCAGACGGAGAGGAUGGAAGGAUGUUUGAAGAUGUGCCAGAAAACAGAGGUGAAGUCAUGUGGGGGAGGACAUCAGUUACUUUCAAAGGGUUUGUUCUCUUUCUUGCUCACUUUCAGUCUUUCAGUUGUUCCUGAUAUAGUGAUGGGCUUAAAAAAUAAAAGCCAUCCCUGUUCAGGCAACUGUUUCCAAAUAUUUUAUUCAGGACAUCACUCAUCCAGCAUGUCUUUUUAUCUUGCACAUGAUACCCUUACAGGCUCUAACAAAUCACAGAUCACUGCCAGCCCAAAUAACUCCAACCACAACCAGGACAAAACUACCUGCAUGCAGUUUUCCAGGCUGACUCACCCUCAGUACCAAGUUCCAUGUCAGCUGCAGAGUUCUUUGCAGGUUCCUUCAUCUUUCUGCUCAUGGACAGUUAUUCCACAUCACCCGUUCUCCUCCUAUCCCAGCAAUCACCACGCCUGGACUCUGCACAACAAACCAAGCCGGGACUACAAAGACACCUUGUCCAGCAGAUCUGCUGCUGCAGCAGAGAACAUGUCAGGCCACGAGGUUCUGUUUGGUCCAGAGCAGCCUCCUCUCGACUGGGGGGAGGCACAGACUGUCAGGGAGGAGGCUGAGAGGAGCCCCAAGAGUCAGAAUGGUGGUGGAAGCAGGUGCAGACACUCGUCCCAGGAGCUAGACGUUAAACCAGGUAGGACAACAAAAUGACAACACUGCAAACAAACACUUAAAUGUGUGUUAUUUCUCCUCUGUAAUGUGGCCUGUGAUUUGUGCACGUUGUGUAGUUAGUCUGUCUCGCAGCCAUGCAGACAGCAGUGAGAGCGGAGCGGACUCUCUUCAGGCGAGCAGCGGGAAGAGGAGAAAGAGAGGAAGAUCACAGUGCACCUCCUCAGAGGAAGAACAGCUCAGCUCCAAAGAGUCAUCUGGGGCUUCCAGUGCCGUAGCAAUUACGGCAGCCAGAGUGGGCCAAAGGUCUGACACUGAUAUCUCACAAAGAGGCAGUGGCAGGAGGAGCACAGGACCAACUGUGGAGUUAGCGAGGACGGAGACAGCAGCUUGUGAAAAGACCAAGAGCAGGGCGGCACAAGUAAGGAGUCACAAGGAGUCCAGUGGAGAGGAGUCAAGAAGUCAGCCAAGUGAAUUAACUAGGAAUCAAAACCCUGAGUCAAAUAACACAGCUCCUGAAGAUGCUGCUGCAGAUAAAGUAGAAGAGGAGGACAGCAACUCUGAGCAAAGUGCAAGAGAAAAGGAGAGGCACAAAAAUGAGCUGGAAAAACUGGGAGAUGAAGAUACUGAGGAGGAAGAAAGCAGGCAGCAAGAUGAAGAAGGAGGAAGCAGUGAAGAUGUUUCCAUCACAGAGGAGGAAGAAGAAAAAGGAGCUGAUGGUGACAUGUUAGAGCUGGAGUCAGAGGAAGAAGGUGGCAAGGAGGCAAAACAAGCAUGUGAAUCAGAGGAUGAGAGUGAAUUAAGUGAGGACAGGAGUGACGAGAGGCCAGAAUUAGAGCAGGAAAAACAAUCAGCCAACCUGAACGAUGAGGAGGCGGAUGAGGACAACAGGAUGGAGGAGAAUGAGGAGCAGAGGAGCACAAAUUCAAAAGAAGAGCUCACAGAUACAGAGGACAGCAUCAUCGCACCACAUGAGAACAGGUACGAAAGAGCACGAGCUCUAUAAUCACCGAUGAGGAGAAUUAUUAAAGUCACACCUGAACAAACGUAACCCAUGUUUAGGGCUAAAAAGAUGCACACAAUUCCAGAAGGAGAACCAGUGGAGGAGGAUGAAGGGGGAAAUUCUAGUGAAGACUCGAAUGGUGACAUUGAGGAGCUCCUCGCGCCUCAAACACAAACCCAGCAAGAGUGAGUGUCAAAUUUAAUGGCAAAAACAACAUGUUCAAAUAUUCUUUUUUAUCUUUAUCUUUGCAUGUUUACAGAGCAAAGGAUCAGAAGACUGAAGGCAAACCUCAAGGUAACACCAGUAAACAUCACGUGGGCCAAACAAACAAACAAACAUACUCAGCCUGUGGUGACACUGUUAAUUAUAUAAUCAUUUCUUUUCCAGUAAUUAAGAAAGACCUGGAGAAUUUAGCGGAGCUGGACAGCGUAAAAACCAGCAAUCACCCCAGCGACUCUGAUGAAUUUGAACACUUUUACGACUAAAUGUACGGUAUGUCUGAGCUGAUUAAAACUCAGCAAAAACAACCUGCAGAAGAGCAGACAAAACAUGAAUAUCCUGAGACUGACACUGUAUUUGUGUUUGAGUGAGUUUCGUGCAGAGAAUAGUACAGAACCCAACGUGUAGUCUGCAAUUAAAACGUAGAAACCAAACAUCCCGCUGAUUUCCACAGUGCAGGGAGCGGUUUCUUACAUCAGCCUGGCUUUAAAGGAGGCA